Molecule: messenger RNA, 3389 nt
Organism: Silurus meridionalis
Lineage: Eukaryota; Metazoa; Chordata; Actinopteri; Siluriformes; Siluridae
Gene: unc93b1
Product: unc-93 homolog B1, TLR signaling regulator
Exons: 13
Coding region: 204-2069 (621 amino acids)
Biological process (GO): toll-like receptor 3 signaling pathway; toll-like receptor 9 signaling pathway; toll-like receptor signaling pathway
Cellular component (GO): endosome; lysosome
Molecular function (GO): Toll-like receptor binding
Source: RefSeq, a predicted model, not a curated record
UUGAGCCAUAAAGGGAAGUGAAAGAGAGCAACUUUCUCGUUUCUCCUUCUCUGAUUUAAUUCGGGUUUAGUGUUUGCAGAUAAAAAGGGGAUGUACCUACAAUGACCAGGGUUAGUUUAGACUUGAAAGUAGGUACAGUUAAUACAUGAGUAUUAUCUCUCCCAUUGUCUCUCUGUUACAGGAGUCACAAGAUCACAGUAUAGAUGGCAGCAGUGAUGGCAGAUGACAACGUGUACAGAGAGGCAGACUUACAAGAAGCUGACCAUGAGAAUGAAGUACAGCUCCCAGGACCAGAGGGGAACAUUCAGGGUCAGGUAGAAGAAUUUCUAGGUCCUCAUCCAGAUUAUGAUGAGGAAGAGGAAGAAAGAAAGUAUUACAGGAGGAAGAGGCUGGGUGUGGUGAAGAAUGUGCUUGGGGCCAGUUUUGGAGGCAUGGUCGUCUACAGCGUUUAUUUGGGUCUGCUGCAGAUGCAGCUGAUUCUGCACUAUGAUGAAACCUACAGAGAAGUGAAAUAUGGCAGUCUGAGCCUGCAGGAUAUUGACAGCAGGGUGUUGAUGGGCAUCAACGUCACUCCCAUCGUAGGCUUGCUCUACACACCUGUACUCAUCCGAUUUCUGGGAACCAAAUGGAUGAUGUUCCUUGCCUCAGGAAUCUACGCACUCUUCGUCUCAACCAAUUACUGGGAGCGGUACUACACCCUGGUACCAUCAGCUGUUGCAAUUGGUGUUGCCAUAGUCCCUCUUUGGGCAUCUUUGGGAAAUUACAUCACAAGGAUGGCCCAGCAAUACUAUGAAUAUGUGAACUAUAAAGAGGAGCAUGUGCAGGAGCAGAAGCGAGUGCCAAAGGGAGCUUGCCAUCAUUAUGUCAUCAUCUUUCAGUCAAUUUUCUACAUCUUCUUCCAUCUGAGUUUCAUGUUUGCGGAAUUCCCCAUGGUCUUCUUCCUCAACAGUUUUCUCAAUGACUACAAUCACACACUCUUCAAUGUCAAACACUGUGGAGCGGACAGCAGCGGGGUGAUCGAUGGUUUUAAUAAGACGGUGCUGCUCAAAUUGCCUCGCUCUACAAACCUUAUUAUAGUAGAGAGUGUUCUAAUGGCAGCCGCCUUCAUUGCAAUGAUCAUAUUCCUGGUUGUGUGUGGCGCUGCGUAUCGGCCCACAGAAGAGAUUGACCUGCGCAGCAUCGGCUGGGGCAACAUCUUCCAGCUGCCCUUCAAACACCUGCGUGACUACCGCCUGCGCCUGCUCUGCCCUUUCUUCGUCUACUCCGGCUUUGAGGUGCUCUUUGCCAUCAAAGGACUCAUACUGUCAUAUGGUGUGUGUGCAGUGGGGAUUGAGAAACUGUGGCUGCUGGUGAUGAUCUACGGCCUGUCGUCCUCUGUGUGUUCAUCUUUGUCACUAAUACUCCUCCAGCCGCGUUUUCCUCGGGCCGUCAUGCUGCUUGGGGGAGCAGCGGUUCAUCUGAUCCUUCUUGUGGCUCUCAUGUGCUGGUCCUCGAAACCGAGAACCCCUGAACAGCUGCCCCAGCUUCUAGUGCUGGUUGCUCUCUGGGGCCUGGGUUCUGCUCUCAACAAGACGGGGUUAAGCACUCUGCUUGGUAUGCUGUAUGAGGAUAAGGAGCGCUUAGACUUUGUCUAUACCAUUUAUCACUGGUGGCAGGCCAUCGCCAUUUUCAUCGUGUACCUCUGGUCUGCUUUGCCUAUGAGGGCCAAACUCGCCAUCCUAUUGGUUACUCUGCUGGUAGCAGGCUUCUGUUAUUUCCAGAUGGAGCGUCGCCUAGAAAAGAAAAUUCCCUUCCGGUUGCCACGGAUUCCCCGUCCACGGCAUAAGGUCAAAGGCUAUCGUUACCUCGAGGAGGAAAACUCUGAUGAGUCCGAUUUGGAAAAGAGUGACAUAGAGGGGGAGAUGGACGAUGAGAAGGAGAUUGAAGAGGAAGGGGAUGAGGAUGUUGGAUCGCUGGGCUCUCAUUCACCAGGGCCUGAGAGGAACAGGGCUUGUGGUCGCAGAAGGAGGCGUGAUGAUGCUGCCUAUGAGCAGGCAGGCGAGAGGGAGGAGUACGCCCAGGCCAUGUGAUAUAAUGCUGCGGUCUGACUGAACAUGAAACAAAUCUCCACUCUUUACCCGUUAGGGAAACAAUGAAGGAAUGAAUGUUGCAAGACUUUCAAUUGCAGGUGAUGUAUGUAGGUUUGAGGAGAGAUUAUGAAAGUUGUUUUAGUAGGUACUUUUAUAAAAGGAAAAACAGAAAAUUUCUCAAGUAAUUCAGUUCAAAAUAGCGAAGUGAAAAUAAAAAAGGAAAUGGACACAACCCAGUAAGACCAGGUGCUCUUUCAUUGUAGUAACAGGUCAAUGUCAUAUGCUUGUGGUUUUUGCCUCCUGCUUUUCACUCAUUUCCUUUUCAAGGUUUUCUUACUGCUUUUUGUCAAGCAGGCUUGUCAUAUUUUUUAUUUUUAUUUUACAAGGACACUGUGAUUUCCUCAUCUGCUCUGAAAACUUCUUUUGGUCACUUGGUUUUUUGUUUUGUUUGAUUUUAUACAUGUCCAGGGAACAGUUUAGACACCUCAGACUGAAUACUUUCAGUCUUAGAGCUUUAAGACUUUUAAAAAAAUAAAAAAUAAAUGUGUAUAUACAAUUUUAAGUAAAUAGUAACAAAGUCUAAUCUCAUGUACAAAUGUAAUUUUAUUAUGAAAAAACAAAAAACCUUGAAAACAGAAGAAGCAGCCAACAAGAAAAAUCUUGUUGAAACAACUUUCAUCUGAAAUUUCACCUAGAAUAUGGUUAGAAAUAGAAAAUAUGGAUAAGUUUAUGACUAAAUGAUCUGAAAGAAAAGCAGAUCACUGCAAAUUUCUGUAUUAUUUCAUAAUGUUUUAUUUUUCAAAAAUAUUCCACAAAAAUAGUAGAAAACAUUGCUUUCUAUGUGCAGUUGUAUCUAAACCUUUGGUACUUUACUAUAUAUACAAUAUAUAUUUAAAUAAAAAUAAUAAUAAAAUAAAUAAUUGUUUUUAUUGUUUUUUUUUAAUUUUAGGUGGACACAGUUACUCCUGUAUCCAUUUCCACACAAAUUUACUUACUUACUGUCCUACGUACUGAUAAUGUGUUUAGCUUUGGACAAGAAAGCAAAUGUGAGGUGAAUAUACAUUUGUUAGUCACUGACAGGCCUCUCCUCCAGCGGCGCUUGCACGUAUCCAUCUGUCAAGUAUGGCAGUUAUAAGUCACGAUGUAUAAGUGCUUGUGAACUGGCCCAACUGUUCAUAUUUUUAUAAGUAUGUGCACCACCUCCUUAAACAGACUCUGAGAGCCCACCCCUAGGAUGAUGUUUGUAUGGCUCUGCUUUUGGCAUGCUAUAUUGGCGGGUUUGCUUUGUAUUUGCUGAAAAUAUAGGACUUGCCUCUGGUA